AUGGGAUUCUACCCCAAAAAGAGAUCCCAGAAACACCGUGGAAAAGUAAAGGCUUUUCCAAAAGAUGAUCCUUCAAAACCUGUUCACUUAACGGCCUUUAUAGGUUACAAAGCUGGUAUGACCCACGUGGUAAGAGAGGCAGACAGAUCUGGAUCAAAGAUCAAUAAAAAAGAAAUUGUAGAGGCUGGAACAAUUUUGGAAACACCACUCAUGGAAACGGAUCCUCCUCAGGAUUUCUCUUAUGAGGAUAAUUCCUCAUUGAGCGAUUGA
Molecule: messenger RNA, 270 nt
Organism: Diabrotica balteata
Lineage: Eukaryota; Metazoa; Arthropoda; Insecta; Coleoptera; Chrysomelidae
Source: the annotation of a GenBank genome assembly